UUGUUUUUCACUGUAACUAAGUUUACUGUAAGGGAAUUUUUUGUUCUAUUACAAGUGGUGCCACGAGCUGGGAGCACAAGAGCGAAAAGGUUCAAAGUGAAGGGCAAACCACCAACUGAGCAAAUUGAAGAAACACCAAGAGAAAUUAUCAUCGAGGAAAAUAAACCUGUUCAAGAAGAAAAGGCUCAGAUGCUAACUGAACCAGAAAGAACAGACCUUAGAGCAAUUGGUCCUUCGGCAAAAGCUGACUAUGAGAGGAAAAUUUACAUGGAUACUGAGGAGGUAUCACAAGCACUCUUGAAGGAAUUUGGUGUUUCUACUCUGUUUGGGACAUCAGGGAGGUGCGUACUUCCUCCAAACGUCCAACUUCAGCCUGGAUAG
Enterobius vermicularis (human pinworm) is the source of this 381-nucleotide messenger RNA. The record is from the annotation of a GenBank genome assembly. NCBI's taxonomy places the organism in Eukaryota, Metazoa, Nematoda, Chromadorea, Rhabditida, Oxyuridae.